AACUGAUGUUACUACAGAGACAUUCACUAAAACUGAUGGUGAUGUAACAACUGAUGUUACUUCAGAGACAGACAGUACAACUGAUGGUGAGGUCUCAACUGAUGUUAUUUCAAAGACAGUCACGACAACUGAUGGUGAGUUCACAACUGAUGUUACUACAGAGACAGACAGUACAUCUGAUGGUGAGGUCUCAACUGAUGUUACUUCAGAGACAGACAGUACGACUGAUGGUGAGGUCUCAACUGAUGUUACACCAGAGACAGUCACUACAACUGAUGCUGAAGUCACAACUGAUGUUACAUCAGAGACAG
Molecule: messenger RNA, 311 nt
Organism: Owenia fusiformis
Lineage: Eukaryota; Metazoa; Annelida; Polychaeta; Sabellida; Oweniidae
Source: the annotation of a GenBank genome assembly